AGAAACAACUUCCCCUUUCAAAGAAUGUCAAGCUGUCAGCAGAAGUAGAACCGUUUAUUCCUCAGAAGAAGGGUCCAGAAACACUAAUGAUCCCAAUGGCACUUCCUAACGACAGUGGAGGAAUUAAUGGCAUGGAACCGACUCCAAUCCCUAGCUACCUGAUCACUUGCUAUCCAUUUGUACAGGAAAAUCAAUCCAACAGACAGUUUCCGUUAUAUAACAGUGACAUCAGAUGGCAGCAACCCAGCCCAAAUCCUGCAGGACCAUACCUUGCUUAUCCCAUAAUAUCUGCACAGCCACCUGUUUCUACAGAAUACACUUACUAUCAGCUGAUGCCAGCACCAUGUGCUCAGGUCAUGGGUUUCUAUCAUCCUUUCCCUACGCCCUAUCCUGCACCCUUUCAAGCAGCAAAUGCUGUAAGUACAGUUACUGCAGAAUGCACUGAGCGCCCCAGCCCAUCAGGCCAGGUCUUUCCAUUGUCCACUCAGCGGAGCAGAAGCAGUAACAGGGGACCAGUCAUUCAAAAACAACAGCAGUUACAGAUGCACAUAAAAAAUAAACGUCCUCCAGUGAAAAAUGUUGCCACUCAGAAGGAGACCAGUUCAUCAGGUCCUGAGAACAGAUCAAAGAUUGUUUUGUUGGUUGAUGCAUCACAGCAAACAGACUUUCCUUCGGAUAUAGCCAAUAAGUCACUUUCCGAGAGCGCCUCCACGAUGCUUUGGAAGUCAAAAGGCAGGCGCCGGAGAACGUCUCACCCUGCUGCAGAGUCCUCCAGUGAACAGGGCGCCAGUGAGGCAGACAUUGACAGUGACAGUGGCUAUUGUAGUCCUAAGCACGGCAAUAACCAGGCUGCAGCUAUGGCUUCAAGAAAUACAGAUUCUUGUGCAAUGAACGUUGUAGAACCAUCAAUAAAUACAACUGGUAUGGGUUGGACUAAUGUAAAUUCCCAAGCAACUCAAAAAAAACCUUGGAUUGAAAAAACGCUGACCUUUUCUAGAGGUGGAAGACAAGCUGAGCAAAGAAAUAAUCCACAGUCCGGUUUCAGAUGCAGAGACCACAGCACAUCUUCAGAAAGGAUGCAGAGUUUGCAGAAACGACAUGAAAAACCUUUGGCUGCAAGCCAGGCGAGCAGAGCGGAGCAGAGUCCUGAACCUCUGUAUUUUGAGGAUGAAGAUGAGUUUCCAGAGCUAAAUAGUGACAAUGGCAGCAGCAAAAGUAAUAGCAUCCAGCAAAAGAUUUCACCCAAAGUAUUGGACGACUUGCCAGAGAAUUCUCCAAUCAAUAUAGUCCAAACUCCAAUUCCCAUUACAACCUCUGUACCAAAGCGUGCAAAAAGUCAGAAGAAGAAGGCCUUGGCUGCAGCACUUGCAACAGCUCAAGAGUAUUCAGAGAUAAGCAUGGAACAGAAAAAACUUCAAGAGGCUUUAUCUAAAGCAGCUGGAAAGAAGAGCAAGACCCCUGUUCAGUUAGAUUUGGGUGAUAUGUUAGCAGCUCUUGAAAAGCAGCAGCAAGCAAUGAAAGCUCGUCAGAUCACCAACACCAGGCCUCUCUCAUAUACAGUUGGCAGUGCUGCUCCCUUUCAUACCAAAGAAUCUGCCAGCAGAAAGUCCUUAACAAAGGGACAGCCAUCUAUGGGUUGCCUUAAUCCUUUGGAUUCGACUGCCCCAAAAGUGAAAAGAGGAAAAGAGAGAGAGAUUGCGAAACUGAAGCGCCCUACAGCACUUAAAAAGAUUAUUUUGAAAGAGAGAGAAGAGAAGAAAGGCCGUUUAUCAGCUGACCACAGCCUUCUGGGUUCUGAUGAACAGAAAGAAGCUCAUUUAAACUUGACUGCUGACCAGUCUCAGGAGCUGGCCUCUCAGGAAGAAACUGGUCUGAGUAUGCCUAGUGAUACUUCACUUUCUCCAGCAAGUCAGAAUUCUCCGUACUGCAUGACCCCAGUGUCACAAGGUUCACCUGCUAGCUCUGGAAUAGGCAGUCCAAUGGCAUCUUCUGCAAUAACCAAAAUUCACAGCAAGAGAUUCAGAGAAUACUGUAACCAAGUUCUAAGUAAAGAAAUAGAUGAGUGCGUGACUCUCCUAUUGCAAGAGCUUGUCAGCUUCCAGGAGCGGAUUUACCAAAAGGAUCCCACGAGAGCUAAAGCAAGGAGAAGACUCGUUAUGGGGUUGCGUGAGGUUACGAAGCACAUGAAACUAAACAAGAUCAAGUGUGUAAUCAUCUCCCCCAACUGUGAAAAAAUUCAGUCUAAAGGUGGACUAGAUGAGGCUCUAUAUAAUGUAAUAGCCAUGGCACGGGAACAAGAAAUUCCAUUUGUCUUUGCUCUUGGCCGCAAGGCUCUUGGCCGCUGUGUGAACAAGCUGGUUCCUGUCAGUGUUGUGGGCAUCUUCAACUACUCAGGUGCUGAGGAUCUGUUUAAUAAGCUGGUAUCCCUGACUGAAGAGGCCAGGAAAGCCUACAGGGACAUGGUAGCUGCAAUGGAACAGGAACAGGCAGAAGAAGCCUUGAAGAAUGUCAAGAAGGCCCCGCAUCACAUGGGUCAUUCUCGUAACCCUUCUGCAGCGAGUGCUAUCUCAUUCUGUAGUGUUAUUUCUGAACCCAUAUCUGAGGUCAAUGAGAAAGAAUAUGAAACAAACUGGAGAAAUAUGGUGGAAACAUCUGAUGGGUUAGAGACCUCUGAAAAUGAGAGAGAAUCCAUGUGCAAGGCUGCAGUACCAGAAAAAGCUAGCAAUGGCCAAACGGAAAAAAUCACUCUUAAUAAACAACCACCUCUGGCUACAACUGGCGCUACCUCAGCAACAAAUCACGGAAAAUCCACGCCAGGUGACAAAGACGAGGUGAAACCAGAUGACAAUCUGGAAUGGGCCUCACAGCAGAGUACAGAAACAGGAUCCCUGGAUGGCAGCUGCCGAGAUCUUCUGAAUUCCUCCAUGACCAGUACCACCAGUACUCUUGUGCCAGGAAUGCUGGAAGAGGAGGAGGAAGAGGAAGAUGAUGAUGAUGAGGAUUACACCCAUGAACCAAUUUCCGUAGAAGUUCAGCUUAAUAGCAGAAUUGAAUCUUGGGUUUCAGAGACCCAGAGAACUAUGGAGACACUGCAGCUUGGGAAGACCCUUAGUGGUGCUGAAGAAGACAAUGCAGAACAAAGUGAAGAGGAAGAAUUAGAGACUUCAGAGCAGGCUGAUCCCAUCACUGAUGGGGAGGAAUGGACAAAUGAUAAGCAUACAAGUAACACUCAACAUAAACCCACCAUCUGCAGUUCUUUGAAUAAAGAACACACAGAUUCCAUCUAUAUGCCGUAAAAAAUAAGCAGGAACUCAGGAACUUUUUAGAAAUUAUAUUAAAACUAACUGUUGUAAAGGUUGCAGCCAUUAUUCCAUAUGCUUCAUCUCAACAUUUUGCACUGUUAAACAUUUAAUACGUGUAUUUAAUUCACACCAAUAUUUUUGUAGCUGUCUGUUACUUCUUUGAUUUGAAAACUAUCUUAGCUCUUAAUCAGUAUUGAUUUCCCAGAUUAGAAACUGUGUGGGAAAAUUGUCAGUAAGCAUUAAUUUGAUUUUUUGUAGAAGGAAACAUCUUGUAACUGACCAGUUUUAAGCAAAAUUCUUUCAAGUUGUGACUCUUAAGCAUAUUUUCAAACAGGUAACCUGCAUUAACACUGACAAAAACUACCAACAAUUCAUGUUGGUGGUAUAGUGUUACACUAGGCCUGUCAGUGUAUUUGGCCAUGACUUUCUAGUUCUAUCUAGAAAUAAAAGGAAGAUUUUGAUUCUCUUUCAUGAAAAGCUAGAAAAAGCCAUUUGCAAUCUUAAUGAGAAUUAAAUAGUAGAGAAAUUGUGUGUGAUUCUUAUGCUAAGAUAGAUGCAGCUUUUGAGUUGAUGUUGGUGAAUGCGUCAUUAAAAAGCUGCUGAUAACUGAGAUGGUUACAAUAAGCUAUAAUAACUUUGAUUCCAGAAAAACUUUAAACCAGAGGGAUAUAGUUAAUGUUUUGCAGAAUUUCUUUACAAGGUAGAAAUAUUGCAUUAAAAAAAAAAAA
Ficedula albicollis (Collared flycatcher) is the source of this 4030-nucleotide messenger RNA. It is a transcript of the gene SECISBP2L, whose product is annotated as SECIS binding protein 2 like. Gene Ontology annotation, biological process: selenocysteine incorporation. Bases 87 to 3296 code for a protein of 1069 amino acids. Gene Ontology annotation, cellular component: ribonucleoprotein complex. Gene Ontology annotation, molecular function: selenocysteine insertion sequence binding; ribonucleoprotein complex binding; mRNA 3'-UTR binding. The record is from RefSeq and is a predicted model, not a curated record. NCBI's taxonomy places the organism in Eukaryota, Metazoa, Chordata, Aves, Passeriformes, Muscicapidae. The transcript has 19 exons.